GCCGUGCUGUUGUAAUCAGAUGAAAGCCGAGUCGGGUUACUGGGACUUGAGGAGAAAAGUCUAGCACUUGGAGGAAAGAGCAAAGCCUGUCUUAGACUUAUUUGAUGAUAUCGUCAAGGAGGCGACAGCAUAGGGGAGAGUUCUUCCAUUCUUGUGUGUAGUGGUGGAAAUGGCCAGCGCGGCUCCCCCGGCCUCAGGUUCCGCGGCCACGGACAGUGCCGGCCCCGGCGUGAGCGGCGCGGCCGCGGCGGAGGGAGGUAGCCAGGACAGCACCUUCGAGUGCAACAUCUGCCUGGACACUGCCAAAGAUGCGGUCAUCAGCUUGUGUGGUCAUCUCUUCUGCUGGCCGUGCCUGCACCAGUGGCUGGAGACUCGGCCGACCAGACAGGUGUGCCCAGUAUGUAAAGCAGGUAUCAGCAGAGACAAGGUGAUCCCAUUGUAUGGCCGUGGCAGCACCGGACAGCAGGACCCACGGGAGAGGACGCCUCCUCGACCUCAGGGCCAGAGACCAGAGCCAGAGAACAGAGGAGGUUUUCAAGGCUUCGGUUUUGGUGAUGGAGGAUUCCAGAUGUCGUUUGGAAUCGGAGCUUUUCCUUUUGGCAUUUUUGCCACAGCCUUUAACAUCAACGAUGGGAGGCCACCACCAGCUGUCCCUGGGACGCCCCAGCACAUGGAUGAGCAGUUCUUGUCUCGCCUCUUCCUGUUUGUGGCUCUGGUGAUUAUGUUUUGGUUGCUCAUCGCCUAGACAGACAAAAUGGGGGACAAGGACAGACACAAGACGAGGAGCACCUCUCCUUCUUUCCAGGAAGUACUGUAUAGCAGGCAGAUAAUCUUUUGCAAAGAUAGAAUUAUUUUUGUCCAGUUUUGUCUGGUCCAGUGCUUGAUAACAGAAUGUACCCAAAUAGACUGACAUUAAUUCAAAAUAUUUUUGUGAAUAAAAAAACCAAGUAUUCAGCAGUGAAGUCUUCCCUGAGAAACUACUGCUGCAGCCCGAGAGAUGACUUCAUACUUUAUCAGUACAAAUACAGGUUAUGUUUUGAAUUGACGCUUUGUCUGUCUGUUUCUGUUAGUGGUCGUUUUUAUGGGGAACUUCAAUGAAAGUGAAGUGCGGACCGUCAAAAGAGGUUAUUUUAGUUUGGUUAUGAACUGUGACUACUAAGCGGACCCAUUUGUUGUUCCAGUGAGGCCUAGCUUUCUUCUCUUCAAACACAACAUGCUGGUGUGUCUGUUAAACUAGUCAGAGGCCAGUGUGCAUUUGGUGUGUCACAAAAGACAACCCUCCUGCAUCCUCGCACAGGACCUGCAGUCCAAGCAGUAGGUUGGGUCACUGUCAGUCUUUCUCAUCAUAGGAUACAGUUCACUGAUACUGAGCUGAACCAAGGUGCAUAAGGACAUUUUGGUGUGAUUAAAGGAGAGGUUUGGUGAAAAAUUAAUGUUUCAUUGUGUAUCAAGUAUGUACAUACUCAAAGGAAUUUUGCAGACAACAUCCUGUAAGCCUGAAACCUAGCCUUUCUGCAGAUUGACACGAGGAAAACUUACUCUCACCCAAAAUUUCUCACUACAGUACACAAAGAAAUAUGAAACCUUGUCGAAAUGAGCAUUUUCCUUGGGAAUAGCUUUCUGAUUACUUGGACACCAAGAAUCUUUAGAAACCUUUGUUUUGAGCGGAACAAUGCAAAAUGUGUAUUGUGAAGCUGAGGCAUUUUUCAGUUUACUGUAGUGAUGAACUCUGGCUGUUAUUAAGGCUUACAUUAGCUGGAGGGUAGGUUUCUAAGCUUACAGACUGUAUCUCCGAAUGUUAAAAUGUGCAUGAGUAAAGGACUUGAUACUUAACAUAAAUCUUUUUUUGUUUAUUUGUUUGUUGUUUUUGGCCGGACUCCACCAUGGAAUAAAACAGGUUAUGUAAAAUGUAAUGAUAGGGGUGUCUUCCAGGUGAAUACAGGUUAAGUGAGUCUGCAGCUGGUGUUACCAGGUGUUCCCUAAGGCAUGUGGAAUGCUAGAUGUAAACUACAAGUGGAAGUUUUUUUUUUCCCUAAUUUGAUUUGUUGACAUGUGCCACAAUGGCUAUUAUAGAUUGAAGAACAGUGGCUAGAGAAGCCUGAGAUUCUCACUGGGUCUAGUUUCAGUCAAGGAUAAGUUACAUUUGUAACUGACACUUUUCAACAGAGCAGGAACCCCCCCCCACCCCCACCCCCAAGUGAGGUGCAGUUCAGUCGGUUGAAGUGGACAGAGAAGAUAUACUGCAUUUCAUUUGCAUUGCAAAUACAAAAGCCUGCCAUCACCUCUUACACCAGCCAUCACCUGUCACCUGGAGAAUGGGACAGGUUUGCCCAUCUGAUUAUAGUUUGGCAGAAAGUAACAGAAUAAUAAUGUAAAUAGUAAUGUAGAAUAGUUUUCUUGGGGCUUGUUCAUGAAUACAUUUUUCCAUGAGUUGUUAUGAUCAGAUAACAGGCAGUAUUUCCUAACACCUAUGCAAUGGCUUUUUUUUUUUUGAAAUUUCAAAUCUCAAGGCUUUGUCUUGAGAUUUGAUUGUUCUUUAUGUUAUUGAUAUUACUGAACUGUAAAAUUAAACAUUUUGAUUUAGAAACCUUGCUUUCAUCAGUACAAGUGUGGGCAGUUUUUUUGUUUGUAAUUAGUGCAGAUGAGAAGUAAAUCGGACAUAACCCAUCAGGUUAGCCUCAGAAUGAAGCCAAAGCAAUUAACGGUCUCCAACAUCCAGUGUCGUUGGCAUUGGAUGGAUGUUCAAAUGCUGUUAUUUUAGUGAAAGUAUAGUGAGCUCAUUCUAAGUCUUUCUUAAAUGGUUCAUGCCCUGUUGACUAAAUUGUCUGUGUAAUAGAUGCCUUAGGAGUAAAUGUAUUUUUUGGGGGAAAAAAGCAUUCUCAAAAGCUCUGUUAUUUUAGCAGUUAAUUAAACAUGUUGUUGCUCAAUAAGUGAAUAAAAUCUCCU
This is a messenger RNA of Megalops cyprinoides (Indo-Pacific tarpon), 2946 nucleotides long. It is a transcript of the gene rnf185, whose product is annotated as ring finger protein 185. The transcript has 7 exons. Gene Ontology annotation, cellular component: endoplasmic reticulum. Lineage: Eukaryota; Metazoa; Chordata; Actinopteri; Elopiformes; Megalopidae. Gene Ontology annotation, molecular function: ubiquitin-like protein conjugating enzyme binding; metal ion binding; ubiquitin protein ligase activity. The record is from RefSeq and is a predicted model, not a curated record. Gene Ontology annotation, biological process: ubiquitin-dependent protein catabolic process. The coding region runs from base 170 to 745 and encodes 191 amino acids.